AUGGCUCAGUUUAACGGCCUCGGUCUCCAGCUCCCAAACUCCAGUGGACCCUCCACCCCUCGACGCCCCAUCACGCCCGUCCCAGCUUCACAACCUUCAGUAACAGGCAUAGUCGUCUUUUCAGGCGGUAGCGCCGCUAACAACCUCGUCGAUGUCUUCGAGAGUCUUCGAGAAGCGAAUCACUGCGCCCUCAGCUACGUGAUCCCCAUCUCCGACAAUGGCGGUAGCAGUAGUGAGAUCAUUCGCGUCUUUGGUGGACCAGGUAUCGGUGAUGUGAGGUCUAGACUUGUUCGCCUUAUUCCCAACGAUGGAAACCCGGAGACCGCGGCUAUUAAGCACUUCUUCAAUCACCGCCUUCCCAAGAACUACGCUGUUGCUAGAUCGGAAUGGUUUGAGAUCUUGGAGGCUACGCAUCCACUUUGGGAGGACAUCUCGUCGCCUAAACGGGAGCUUAUCCGGUCUUAUCUCAAUAGCUUCAAUCUUGAGGUUGUGAAGCGCAUGAAGCCGAGUAGUCGCUUUGACUAUUCUGGUGCUAGUAUUGGAAACCUCUUCCUCACUGGUGCUCGUCUCUUUACGGGUAGCUUUGAGGCUGCUAUUUACCUAUUGAGCUCUAUCUGUUCUGUGCCGGAUAGAAUAGCGGUCCUUCCGGCGCUCAACACUAACUUUGCCAGUCAUAUCGCUGCUGGACUGGAAGAUGGCAUGAUAAUCACUGGUCAAAAUGACAUUUCUCAUCCCAGUGCUCCCACGGCUGCUGUACCUGGGACAUCAGCGGGUGUGCAUAGCCCAUCGGUAACGCGAAAUGACCCGUGGGAUCAUGAUCACCAUCAUGUAGAGGACGCAAACUUACCCGGCACACUACCUGCACUGCGACGACCAGCAAUUGCUUUCUCCAAAGAACAAGAAGAGGAUCUACCAGCCAGGAUCUCACGACUAUGGUACAUCAAUCCAUACGGUGAAGAGAUCAAGAUGCCCGCCAACCCAAGAGUCCUGGACGCCCUCCGAUCCGUGCACAGCGUAGUAUACAGUAUCGGAUCUUUGUUCACCUCACUAAUUCCCAGUCUCGUCCUACGCGGAGUAGGAGACGCCAUUACGAGUCCACACGUGCGCAACAAGAUUCUCAUCCUUAAUGGCACAACCGACCGUGAGACGGGACCUUCCACAUCACCCUUUACGGGAUUAGACUUUGUUGGCGCUAUUGCAAAUGCUCUCGCUGACUCACGAGGUCUGCCAAAACCUUCAGAAGAAGAGUAUAAUAAGUAUGUGACGCAUGUUAUUUACAUCGAGGGUCCGACGUCGCCGAAGGUGGAUAAACAGUAUUUUGGACAACUGGGUAUUGAUGCGACGAGGUUGUAUGGGCCGAAGGAUGAGAAGGGUCGAGGUGGGAGGUAUGAUGCUAAGGCGUUGACGCAGGCUCUUGAGACGAUUAUCGGGAGGAAGGAUGUUCGAUCGGAUAGGAGUCGACGAAAUACUCUCGUGGGGUGA
This is a messenger RNA of Fusarium coffeatum, 1482 nucleotides long. RefSeq lists its product as uncharacterized. Bases 1 to 1482 code for a protein of 493 amino acids. The transcript is spliced from 2 exons. The record is from RefSeq and is a predicted model, not a curated record. NCBI's taxonomy places the organism in Eukaryota, Fungi, Ascomycota, Sordariomycetes, Hypocreales, Nectriaceae. Gene Ontology annotation, molecular function: LPPG:FO 2-phospho-L-lactate transferase activity.